Dentiscutata erythropus is the source of this 801-nucleotide messenger RNA. NCBI's taxonomy places the organism in Eukaryota, Fungi, Glomeromycota, Glomeromycetes, Diversisporales, Gigasporaceae. The record is from the annotation of a GenBank genome assembly.
AUGCCAUGUUAUGCUGAUACAAUUGUGAAGAUGAAAUAUGCUUGUCAGACUGUGAAAAAAGAAGAUAAUUUGAUUGUGAUUUGGGCUAUUGGUCUAUAUCCUAUGGAAUAUGAAAAUAGCGAAAUAGAAAUGGUUCAGUUCGUACCUAUUAAUUCUACUAAUAGAGAUCUUGAAUUUCAAGCUAUCUUUGAGAGAAACAGUUUUUUUUUUGUUGGUGGAAAGAUUGUAUUUAGUUUUUAUAAAAAUAAUAAAAGGCCGAAGAUGAUAGUGUUAAUUUUGACUAAUCUUGCAAUUUUGAAUAAGGUUGUUAAAUCUAAUAAGUGUUCUCUUGCGGUUUCUUUUAUUGGAGUUCCUCAAGAGUUACUAAGUGUCUUUGAAAGUGAUGAAACAGCUAUUUUUAGUGUGCUUAUAAAUAUAGUCAAGAAAUCUUUAAUUUUCAUUGUUGGACAAAUAGAAGUUAUCUUGAAUGAAUUCUAUAUUUAUACUAAAGAUAUUAAUCUUAUUGAUUUUAAUAAUUUUAAAAGGAAGAUUUUUGAUAACAGUUCUGAUUGUUCGUCUAAUGAUGUUAAUAUGACUCGGUCAAAACUUUUGUCUAUGCAUCAUAAUAUUAAUAAAAAUUUGAAGGAUAUUUAUAAGGAUGAUGUUUAUAGUUCUUCAAAGCGUGUUAGAGUUGAAAGUUGUGACGAAGUUGAUCAGUUUGAUGAUAUUGGAUGUUGCAGUUUUGAUGCUAUUAAUAGUAAUAUAAAUGAAAUUAGGCAAGAUAAAUCAUUUGAUAAUGUUUCAAGUGAGAAGAGUUUUUAG